GGCUAUUAAAUCUAUCAAAAUUAUAAUUUGAAUUUUUUUAAUCAUGUAGUUUUUAUUGUAACACACAUAUAUGUAUAAUAAAAUUAUAUUCAUAAGUGUGUAUGUGUUAUAACGCGCGUGUUUUUUAAUUCAAAGAAUUUGUGUCUCUAUGAGACUCCUGAAACAAUUAUAGGAUCAAUUCAAUUGAAUCAACUGACAAGUUGAUCAACUGCUCAGUUACUCAACAAUAUUGAAUCAAUCCAACUCUUUUAUAUUUCAUUUGGAUUAAAAACUCGAGACGAUAAACACACACUCUAAAUUAAUUGUUCCUAUUUUUUUAUUCGAUUUUUUAAAAUUAACUUGAUGGUAUUUAAAGAAAAUAGAAAAAAAAAAUAUAUAAAAAUAAAAAUGAAUUCUAAUUUUAAUUUUAUUUAAGCUUGAAUGUUUGAGUUAGAAAUAAAAUUAAUUUUGUUUUUUCAAAUUCUGAUGUAAUACAUUGAGUGAUUGCAGAACAUUGUAAGGAAUAAUAAAAGUGAUAAUGGUAAAGGUGUUGGAAACUUUUACGAGGAAGAAAUGGAUUGAUUUAUCAGUUGAAUCAGGAUUGACAAGAUGUCUGUCAACUCUUGAUUUAACAGCAUUGGGAAUUGGCUCAACACUUGGUGUUGGUGUCUAUGUACUUGCUGGAUCUGUUGCUAAAGUUGCUGCUGGACCAGCUGUUAUAAUAUCAUUUGCAAUUGCAGCAAUUGCUUCAAUAUUUGCCGGACUUUGUUAUGCUGAAUUUGGUGCCAGAGUUCCCAAAGCUGGUUCAGCAUAUGUCUACAGUUAUGUUACAGUUGGUGAAUUUAUAGCAUUUUUAAUUGGCUGGACAUUGAUAUUGGAGUAUGUCAUUGGAGCAGCAAGUGUUGUCAAGGGUCUCAGUGAAUAUGUUGAUGCAUUAUUAAAUCAUGAAAUGCAAAAUUUUUUCAAAUCUAUUGUACAAUUUGAGGGUGAUCAUUUCUCGAAAUAUCCAGAUUUAUUUGCUUUUACAAUAACAAUGAUAUUUUCACUUGCAAUUGCUUUUGGUGCAAAAGAGUCAUCAGUUGUUAAUAAUAUAUUUACCCUUAUUAACCUUGGGGUCGUGUUAUUUGUCAUUGGUGCUGGAUGUAUUCAUGCAAAUUUUAAAAAUUGGCAAUUACCAUCAUCAUGUUAUGGGACAAAUGAUAAUUCUGAUGAUUGUAAAAAUAGAGGUAAAGGUGGUUUUGCACCAUUUGGUAUUGCUGGUAUAAUAUGUGGUGCUGCAAGAUGUUUUUAUGGAUAUAUUGGAUUUGAUGUUGUUGCAACAGCUGGUGAAGAAGCUAGAAAUCCUAAAAAAUCAAUUCCCAUUGCUAUUGUAACAUCAUUGACUAUUGUUUUUUUGGCAUAUUUUGGUGUAUCCAGUGUUUUAACACUUACUAUUCCAUAUUAUCAACAAAAUGACAAAGCUCCAUUACCAUUUAUGUUUGAUAGUAUUGGCUGGGGUUGGGCAAAAAUGCUUGUAUCACUUGGAGCAAUAUGUGCACUUUGUGCUAGCUUACUUGGAGCAUUAUUUCCACUUCCACGUGUUAUUCAUGCAAUGGCAUCAGAUGGUCUCAUCUUUAAAUUUAUGGGUAAACUUCAUCCAAGAUUUCAAACUCCACUUAUUGGAACUUUAACAGCAGGUUUUCUAACUGGAAUUUUAUCAGCAAUUUUUGAGCUUGAUCAACUUGUUGAUAUGAUGAGCCUUGGCACGCUAUUGGCGUAUUCAAUUGUUGCAGCUUGUGUUCUAAUUUUGAGAUACGAAGAAAGUGAGGCUUUUGAAAAAAGAGUUGAUAGAGAUCCUAGAACAGCGAUAUUUAUUGUCAAGCAACUUAUUAAUAUUAACAGAAUAACUAUGUCUACUAAAUUAACUGGUCAAAUAUCUGCCUGUCUCAUUUCUAUUUAUGUAUUGCUGUGUAUUCCAGCAACGUUUGUCAUUGCAAGAUACUCUGAAGAUAUUAUUAAUGGUUCUCCUUGGGCAAUUACAUCACUAACACUUUUAUUACCAUGUCUCAUAUUAACAUUGAUAUUUAUUUACUGUCAACCUGUGUCGGAAAAACAACUUGCAUUUACGGUUCCAUUUGUUCCAUUUCUUCCAGCAACAAGUAUUUUUAUUAAUAUGAUUCUCAUGAUGAUGUUGAAAAGUAAAAUAUGGAUCAGUUUCAGUAUAUGGCUGGCAGUUGGUCUUUCGAUAUAUUUUUCAUAUGGCGUUUGGCACAGUACAAGUCGUAAAAAAAAUAAUUCAUUAAAUGAUAAUAAUUCAUGUAACUAUAAGUAAUGUAUUUUAUAUAUAAAUAUAUAUAUUUUUUUUUGUUCAAACUCAUUAUUAAUUAAUAAAAACAAAUUUGAUAAUAAA
Messenger RNA from Aphidius gifuensis, 2368 nucleotides. RefSeq names its product cationic amino acid transporter 2-like. Gene Ontology annotation, cellular component: plasma membrane. The transcript has 8 exons. Lineage: Eukaryota; Metazoa; Arthropoda; Insecta; Hymenoptera; Braconidae. The record is from RefSeq and is a predicted model, not a curated record. Bases 518 to 2290 code for a protein of 590 amino acids. Gene Ontology annotation, molecular function: amino acid transmembrane transporter activity. Gene Ontology annotation, biological process: transmembrane transport; amino acid transport.